UUUGACGACGGCGUCUGCUUCCUUUCUCUCUCAACAAAUUCGUUUUACUACAGAAUGCAGGUUGAGAACAUCUUGUUGCUGUUGUUAGUGGCAGCUCUUGGACAUUGUCAGAAACAAGUUGAAAAGGAACAUGUUGUAGUAAUUGGAGGAGGAAUUGCUGGCCUUGCUGCUGCAAGAGAAAUUUUGAAUCGAGGGUUUAAAAACUUCACUGUUCAAGUGUUUGAAGCCAGACGAGAAAGAUAUGGAGGUCGUGUUUGGACAGACAAACUGAACAACCCUAAAGCAAGAGGGUUUGAAGUAGACCUGGGAGGGUCAGCACUUAGCAUUGCCAACCCUUUCCUCAAUCCUUUGCUGAAUCUUACCACAAACCUUGAACUGGAGACAGCUGUAAUAAGUGGUGUUCAGUUUACAGUGCCAUGGCAGAAGAAACACUUUGCUGGAAGUGAGCUCAUACAGGCUAUGACAGAAGCAGGAUCAAUUCUGACUGAUGCCAUAAAUAUAACUCGCCAGAAAAAGGAAGACAUCUCCAUCAAAGAAGCUGUAGAUCGUCAACUGCAGGAACAAGGUUAUGACAGUGACAACAUAAAAUCCCUUUUGCUGAGGUCUUUCCCAUCCUAUGUAAUCUCUGAUUACUCAGCACUGUACUAUCAACCUGACAGUCUUGACUUUGGCUACGAGAAGGUGCUACUAGAUGGCAUGGGAGAACUUGUUGACAGACUAGUCAGUGGUGCAGACGAUGAGCGGCCAUUAAAAAUCAACUUGAGGACACCAGUUCGUCAGGUGAAAGUUGAUAGUUCAGAGAACAAGAUCCUUUUACGUCUCAAAGAUGGGUCACAGGUCACUGCUGAUCACGUUAUUGUAGCUGUGCCAGCUUCAGUCAUUGCCAAGGGAGUCUUACUCUUUGAGCCUUUGCUGCCUGAGGAGUACCAGUUUGCUACAAAAGAGAUGGGAAUGGCUGAUGGCAACAAAAUUAUUGUGGAAUUUGAAUCGGCAUUUUGGUCAAAUGAAUUUGGAGUCUUUCUACUGGCAACAAAAAAUGAAGAGGAAAGGGGCUUCCUCCAGACCUGGCUUAAUAUCCACAAAGUGCUUGGGAAGCCAGUUCUUGUGGGUCUGCUUUUUGGAGAAAAGGCUCGUGACUUUGAGAAGAUUCCAGAUGAUAAAGUACAAGCAUUAGUCGUCAAAAAACUGGGCCAAGUGUUUGGAAUGGAGACCGUUGCUGCUAGUCCUAUCAAACAGAUCAUUAGAUCAGCGUGGUCUUCUGACCAAUGGUCUGGAGGUGCAAGUUCUUAUCCAAGAGUUGGAAACUCCCCAAAACUUUGGGAUGUGCUGUCACAGCCACUAUGUCCACACAAAGUAUAUUUUGCUGGGGAGCACACAGUUUUCCGAGGUCAUGGUACCCUGCAUGGAGCAUAUGCUUCAGGUUUAAGAGCUGCAGAGCAAGUUUUAUCAGGGUACUGCCCACAGAAAGCUCUUGAAGACAAACAGCGAAGGCAGGAAGAGAAAAAGAAAGCUAAGAAAGUGAAAAAGGAAAAGGAAGAAAAAGUGAAAGGCAGCAUCAAACAACAGACGGAUGAUACAGAGAACGAUGAGUUGUGAUUUAAAAAAAAAAUGGUUGAAAGGUCAAAUAAGGUUGUGAUGUUGUGAAGAAAAAUCAUUGCCAGUGCUUUAACUACAUCUAGCAUUUUCAUCAGUGUAUUUGAAGGUUCUUUUGCUAUUCAUUUGCUGCAAUUUUUGUUUAGUACUGUAUACUUGGACAAAAUAUCAAGACGGUAACAGAGAUAAUAUUUUUCAUUCACCAUCUGAAAACACAUUCCAUAAGAAGUUGUAACAGUAAUAUUAAAAGUAAAGACUGGCUUUACAUCAGGUUAGAGUGGUGCACAUUUAAUUAUUGAGAUAAACCAUCGAGUGUAAAUCUCGAUUUAGAUACUGCGGUUUCUGAAAAAAUAUUGUAGUUGAGGAGUAUUAGAUCAUAACUCUGACCACAGACUUGCAUUAAACAAUUUGAUACUUGUACACGUAUACUCCAGCAUACACAAUUCUACAAAUUUUAUCAGUACCUUUUUUGAUUGGACUUCAUUAAGAGUAUCUCUCUUUUUAGUAUGUUUAGGAAAAAGUGAAUAAGGUAAUAAGUCCAUGAUAUUUUUCAGAUUGCUGUUUUCAUUGGUCACUCUACUCAGCUCUUUGCUGGUUGGAAAGUGUGAUAAUUUCUUAAGGGGAAAAGACAAAUAAGGACUAUUUUGCUAAUAACUCAAUGGGUCAUAUGUUUUGUCUUUCAUCUCUGCAAUUCUUCGCCUAUUUACAAGACUGAAUAGCACCUCUGCAUGCACACAAAGGCACUUGCAUGGCUUGGACUCCACCUCAUUCCAUGUGUAGGAAAAGAGUUCCAAAGGUAGAACCUGUCAGGGCAGAGAACAUGGUUGCAGAAUGGGCAGACAGAAGUUUCCAUCCACAGGUCCAAGCUGGCUUUCAAACCAGCAACUUUUUACAUACAGUCAAAUACACCAACCACCAUGGUUUGCUUCCCCCAGCCAAUCCCCAUCCCCAUCCCUUGGAUGUGUAAUUCUUAGUUUUAACUAGACUGAAAAAAUAUCAGCUUAAAAAUAUCAGCUUUUUAACCAGUGGGCAUAACCCAGGUACCCAGACUGUGUAAAUAUCUUUUGGAACAUGUUGCAUCAUGUAAAUUCUUGGUUUUUGACUGGGAGAUCUGCUGUUGAUGCUGUUAAUGAGUGCUGAGUAACAUGCAGGUGAAACACAACACACUGGAGUUUUAACAGUACAAGAGGGUUGUGAAAACUAGUGUAUUUACAGCAGAAUGAAGUUUAAAUUACUUGCAUAGUGUUUUAUCAAAUAUAUUUGCAAUUAGAACCAAAAAUACUAUCAAAAUCUCUUUUAUGCUUUAUUGAAAAAUCAGACCUUUCAACUAACGAACAUCCAAUAAUGACAUAGAACUCAAACAUUAUGUAAGACAAACACCUGUGGUGCAACAAUACUUAACCUCUCCAAGAUUAUUUCCAUGAUGCCAGUAAACUAUGACAAAAGAUCCUAGCAUGUCAUAUAAGUGCUGCAUGCGAUGAACUACACCUUUCCAGAAGCAAAGAAAAUGUAGCUAAGCCAACAGAAAAAAAAAUUAAUCUGAUAACAGCGUUGUUCAAACAAAAGAUACAAGAAUGAAGUAUUUAUAAUUUGCCCCCUGAAAAAUCGUAUGCUAUAGUCAUUUUUAUAAUUCUCUGAGUUUAUUUUUAAAUUUUUUCCUGGCCAUACAACUUAUAUAACUUGUCACCUAGUUAAAUGGUGGAUAGCACAAUACGCAGCGGUCCGGUGGUGCAGCGGUUAGCGCCUGUCACCAAUACAGUGAAGGUUGGCUGCCCAGAGUUCAUUUCUCAUCUCGGGCACGCUGUUCUUUCUCUGCACGUAGCAUCUGUUUACAGGGCUGGCUACCUUGCCAUAAUAUAGCCUCAGUUGCUGGUACGGUGUAAAACACCAAUUUCCCCCCCCCCCACCCCCCUGGAUAGCACAAUACCAUAUUUGCUAAAAGCAUAAUGUAGCUUAAUUCAGGAAAAUGUAUGCUCAUAUUACUGAUAACUUUCAACUCAUAGGGAUCAAGUCCCUUUUCAGCUAAAUGUCUACUUCAGGUUGCCACAUUUUUGCCAUAUAUGUAUAUAUAACUGUGUAACAAGAAUAUACUUUUAAAUAGGUUUUUCAUAUCAAAAUGCAUUGUAUGACUCGCUUUUCAACAAAAAAAUUAAUUUGAAAUUACAAUAUAUUGGAUAACAUAUUGUCAAGGGAAGCAGUUUUGUUUACAUCAGUUGUUUCAUGAACCAUGAC
This is a messenger RNA of Pomacea canaliculata, 3825 nucleotides long. RefSeq names its product lysine-specific histone demethylase 1 homolog 2-like. Gene Ontology annotation, molecular function: oxidoreductase activity. Lineage: Eukaryota; Metazoa; Mollusca; Gastropoda; Architaenioglossa; Ampullariidae. The record is from RefSeq and is a predicted model, not a curated record. Bases 55 to 1596 code for a protein of 513 amino acids. The transcript has 10 exons.